CCCUAGAGAACUACAUAACCAGACGAAGUCGAGUUUAGAGAUUCAGAAGAUUCCUAUAAACUCUCAUAAUCUUAUUUACAAGGCGAAAGAUAAAAUAUGACUGCUGAAGUUAAGGUUGAGGAGAAACAGGUGGAGUCAGAGGUUGUUAUUGCCUCUGCUGUUGCUCCAGUAGAGGUGGAGACAACAGUGAAAGCUGUUGUGGAGGAAGAAGUUAAAGCUGUUGAAGAAGAUGAGAGCAAGUCUAAGGGUGUGGAGAAGAGUUCUUCUUUUAAAGAAGAGAGCGAUUUCUUCUCUGAUUUGAAGGAGUCUGAGAAGAAGGCACUGAGCGAUUUGAAGACAAAGCUUGAGGAAGCCAUUGUUGAGAACACUCUCUUCAAGAAGAAGAAAGAGACUGCUGUGAAGGUGGUGGAGAAGAAGAAGGAAGUUGAGGAGAAGGCUGAAGAAGAGAAGAAGGAAGUAGAGGAGAAGGCUGAAGAAGAGAAGAAGAGUGAGGCUGUUGUUACGGACGAGGCUAAAGCUGAAACUACCGAUGCUGUUGUUGCUGCGGAAAGCAACAAAGAAGAAGUGAAAACUGAGACUGCUGAGGCUGUUGUAACCGAAGAAGCCAAAGCUGAGACAGUUGAUGAUGCUGUCGAAAAGGAAAGCCCCAAAGAAGAGGUGAAGACUGAGGCUGAUGUGGUCGACAGUAAGGAAGAAGUGAAAGCUGUGAAGGUAGAAGAAGAGAAGAAAGCCGAAGCUGUUGUUGCCAAAGCUGAGACUGUUGAGCAGGAGGAAGAAGAUGAGAUUGUGGAUAACGAUAUUGAGCUGUGGGGAGUGCCAUUGCUUCCAAGCAAGGGAGCUGAAGGCACCGAUGUAAUCCUCUUGAAGUUCUUGAGAGCAAGAGACUUCAAAGUCAAUGAAGCCUUUGAGAUGCUCAAGAAAACCCUCAAAUGGAGGAAGGAACAGAAGAUUGAUUCAGUCCUUGGAGAAGAUUUUGGGGAGGAUCUUGCCUCUGCAGCUUACAUGAACGGCUUGGACCGUGAAUCACGCCCGGUUUUUUACAAUGUGUACAGCGUUUUCGGUAACGAGGAGCUUUACCAGACGACCUUUGGAUCAGAGCAAAGCAGAGAGAAUCUUUUGAGAUGGAGGUUUCAGCUGAUGGAGAAGGGAAUCCAGAAGCUUAAUCUGAAACCAGGAGGUGUUACUUCUCUUCUUCAGAUCCAUGAUCUCAAAAACUGCCCUGGAUUGUUGAAGAAAGAGCUAUGGGUUGCAAUCAAGAACGCUAUAGUAGCUUUGCAGGACAACUACCCGGAACUUGUUUCCAGAAACGUAUUCAUCAAUGUUCCCUUCUGGUUCUACGCCGGCAGCACUCUCCUGUCUCCAUUCUUAACACAAAGAACCAAGAGCAAGUUUGUUGUGACUCGUCCAGCUAACGUCACUGAGACUCUUCUCAAGUACAUUCCAGCAGAGGAGAUCCCUGUUCAGUACGGUGGUUUCAAAAGAGAUGAUGAUACUGAAUUCUCUAAUGAAGCUGUUUCUGAAGUUGUUGUUAAGCCUGGAUUAUCUGAAACCAUCGAGAUCCCAGCUCCUGAGACUGAAGGAACAUUGGUUUGGGACGUUGCUGUUUUGGGAUGGGAAGUGAACUACAAGGAAGAGUUUGUGCCAGCAGAUGAAGGAGCUUACACCAUUAUUGUCCAAAAGGUGAAGAAGAUUGGAUCAAAUGAAGGACCCGUGAGGAACAGUUUCAAGAACAGUGAGUCUGGCAAGAUUGUUCUUACCGUUGACAAUGUCUCCAGCAAGAAGAAGAAGAGAGUCCUCUACAGGUACAAGACCAAGACUGAAUCCUCUUACUGAGCUAGAGGCUUUUCAGCAAAUCAUCUAUGCAGUCUCUGGAUAUAAUAUUCUUUUGCGUGGUGUUAUUGUUAUUAUUUUUUGAGUGAUACUUUCCGGGAGAAAGACAUACUGCCAUUGUUUCAUUGAAAUUCAAUCUUUUGCUUGUGUUAUGAGAUUUUUUCUCUCUUUGCUUUUCUAUUUGAUUUACUUAUAUUAUUUAUUAAAAAUGGGCUGAUAUUUAAGUAAUUAAUAUAAAUGGGCUAUGGGCCACGCUGAUGAUUAAUAAUAAUAUAAUGACCCAUGGGCCGAAUAACUGUG
Molecule: messenger RNA, 2130 nt
Organism: Eruca vesicaria subsp. sativa (arugula)
Lineage: Eukaryota; Viridiplantae; Streptophyta; Magnoliopsida; Brassicales; Brassicaceae
Source: the annotation of a GenBank genome assembly